AUGGUGAUCUACGAUCCAAUGCAGAAGCGUGGCUCGCCUGCCAGUGGACUUACUGCUAUUUCAAGCACCUUGUCCACUUCUGGUGUUGCAUCAAGUAGUAGUGGGACACCGAAUACAGCAAAUGAUAUUUUGAAAUCCACGCCACCUGCAUUGGUAGCGUUUAUAGCAAAUUUGCCAGCUGUCGAUGGUCCAUCACCGGAUAUUGACUUUGUACUAUCGAUAUGUCUGCAAAGCAACAUACCAACAGUGCAAAUAGGGAAAUCGGGGACUCCCUCAUCACAAUUGCAGACUGCCCCUGCUUUAAGUACAAGUGACCUUUCUGGAUCAAACAAGUUUAAAUCGACAAGGGACAGACAGCCUGGAAAAAGGAAAGAUCUAAACAGGCAAGAUGAUGAGAUUACGACAGUCCAGAGCCAACCACUUCCAAGAGAUGCUUUUAAGAUACGACAGUUGCGGAAAGUUCGUGGUACGGGUUCACAAACUGGAUCACAAUCUUAUGGUAGUGCUUUUUCGGGAGAGCUCUCUGGUAGCACUAGCUGA
Molecule: messenger RNA, 540 nt
Organism: Ilex paraguariensis (yerba mate)
Lineage: Eukaryota; Viridiplantae; Streptophyta; Magnoliopsida; Aquifoliales; Aquifoliaceae
Source: the annotation of a GenBank genome assembly